This is a messenger RNA of Balaenoptera acutorostrata (minke whale), 440 nucleotides long. It is a transcript of the gene TFF3, whose product is annotated as trefoil factor 3. The coding region runs from base 10 to 294 and encodes 94 amino acids. The transcript is spliced from 3 exons. Lineage: Eukaryota; Metazoa; Chordata; Mammalia; Artiodactyla; Balaenopteridae. The record is from RefSeq and is a predicted model, not a curated record. Gene Ontology annotation, biological process: maintenance of gastrointestinal epithelium.
CGACGUGGCAUGUUCUCUGAGCCGACGGGUCCCCAGAGCCCGCCCGUGACCAUGGAGGCCAGAAAGUUCUGGCUGCUGGUGAUGGUCCUGCCCUUGGUGUCCUCCAGCUCUACUGGGCAGUACGUGGGCCUGUCGCCGAACCAGUGCAAGGUCCCGGCCAAGGACAGGGUAGACUGCGGCUACCCCGAGGUCACCCCCGAGCAGUGCAACAACCGGGGCUGCUGCUUCGACUCCAGCAUCUCCGGGGUGCCCUGGUGCUUCAAGCCCCUGCAGGAAACAGAAUGCACCUUCUGAGGCCAUGCUGCUGCCGGACGGGUGGGAGGGGGACUCUCUGCCUGGUGCUAGAGCCGCUCCUGUUCUAUCACCUGCUCCCGGCAAGCACCGCCCCUAAUGUGCGAGGCCUGAUGCCUUAAAGAAUAAAGCUCCCGUACUCAGCAUGA